AUGACUGCAGCCGCAGUUAACGAUAACGUCCCGUUUCGCUGUACACAUGUCAUCGAAUACGACGAUGCCGAGAAGCGCAACUGGCGAAUGGUCGGGUUUGGUAGAUACAACGUCAGACCUCUCAGCCCCGAAGCCGAGCAAGCAUUCCAGAGCAUCCGGCUGCAGCUCAUCUCCAUCACCCGCAAUAUACCAUUGAUUUCCAUCAAAUGCAGAGGACCUUCUGCGAGAAGUCCUGCGGUAACUGUGGAAGGGCACCGGGUCACAGACAAGAAGAAAUCCGACCCGGAUCGAGACGGCGUGGAUGCCGUGGUGCUUAGGAAUAGCUCGCGACCCUUUGUAAAGGAGAUCAAGAAGCGGAUCAAACAAACCCGUAUCCUGGAGUUCGGUAGAACCAAAUUUGCAUUGACGGUGCGGGAUGAGCCACCCGGGUGGGAUUAG
Molecule: messenger RNA, 438 nt
Organism: Podospora bellae-mahoneyi
Lineage: Eukaryota; Fungi; Ascomycota; Sordariomycetes; Sordariales; Podosporaceae
Exons: 1
Coding region: 1-438 (145 amino acids)
Source: RefSeq, a predicted model, not a curated record